This is a messenger RNA of Ectocarpus sp. CCAP 1310/34, 2405 nucleotides long. The record is from the annotation of a GenBank genome assembly. Lineage: Eukaryota; Phaeophyceae; Ectocarpales; Ectocarpaceae.
AUGGAGGUGAUGCAGGCCAUGAAGGCCACCGAAGGCAUCGACACUGAGCUUCUUCGAUCCCAUGUUGAGGUAGCGAUGAUGAAGGGCGUCCGCGGCGGGAAGCUCGAGGAGGCUAUCGCGGCGGUGGCGCAGUACGAUCGCCAGCAGGCUGUCGUGGCGAUGAUGAGCACUCUCUUCUCUCUGUGUACACACGAACUAGCGCUAUCCACUAGGCCAGGAGCGGAAGCGAGAGAAAAUUCACUUUGCAAGAAAAAGCUCGCUUACGCCGGGAUCCGAACCCCUGACCUGACCUCUAGAAGGUUUCGAGGAUACCAACUAGACCACCGGGGCGACCGAAGUGGACGAGGCGUCGUUCACCCUCUCCCUCUUGGCGGGAGAGAGCACGCACCUCCUCAGAGGGGGUCUCCAGCCGGCUACCCCCAGGCCUGCGGAGGCCACCACGUGGGCAGCGGCCGGCCUGUCGGCAGCUCACGAGGCGCGUCAACGCACGUGCAUGAGGAAGAAGAGCGGCAGCGUCAGGCCCUCGAAGAGGAGAUGGUGGACCUCCAGAACGAAGUGGACGAGGCGGAGACGGCUGCCGAUUCGUGUGCGGCCAGCCUGGAGAAACUCGACGAGCAGACUGUUGCCGUUCUGACCGCGGUCGAGAAGACCGUUGGCGCUCAGAGCACUCGCUUGGGGGAGAUCGGAGACGUGGCGCUGUCCUUCACCAGGCAGCUGCUGGACGACCUCUCCGGCUGCCGGCAACAGGUCGUAGAAGUGGAGGAGAGGGCGAUGGACCGCCUGGAGGAGACGAUGGCCUCUGAGGAAGAGUCUACAUACAUGCACAGCAGCGCUUCAUGUGUUCAAGCAUGCCUUGAGCGGUCGCAACAUCAUCGCCGGGAGAGAUCCAGCGGUGAGUUUGUACACAGAAGGGGGGCUCGCGAGACCCAAGCGGCGUUUCGGGCGUGCGCAGCGGGGCUCGAGCGACUGGAUUCCCAGUCGCUAGACCUCGCCCGCUUCUUGGCCGACAAGGCCAUGCAAGCGGGAGCACCGGUGUCCAUUGCGAAUGCAGUGGAGGCACCCAAGCCGCCGGGGUACGGCUUGCUGGACUCCUUAUUCCGCCCACGGGGUGUCAGCGAUGAUGCCAUGGUGAAGAUAGUCCCGUCGCGAGUCGGGUAAGCAUUCUUAUGCGUUGUUGGAUGCAAGGGGAGAGUGCAUGCCAGAUUUUGUCGGGGUCGAAGCGAUGACUGCCUUGUCCGCCCGGUUCAACGGGGUUCGAGACAUGACCGCUGCCAUCAUGUCCAAGUUCGACGCGGACAUGGCUGCGUGCAGGGACCGGACGGCAGACGGCUGCAACGGCACGGGGCCAGCAAAACAGGGCAGCAGCACCGACAGCGACACCGACACCGACACCGACACCGGCAGCGAUGGCGCCAUCACUGACAUGGACGUCGCCGAGGACGACAAGUCCAUCGGUGGCGACACCGUUGCUGAGGAAGCCGAGUCCGUCCAACCGAUCGACGACGGCAACGACCCACCGAAGCUGGUGGAGCCGUAACAUGUCUUUCAUUAGUGGAACCGCGUCGGGAUUUCGUACAUUGUUGAUGUUGUUCCACUCGAGCUCGAGAAGAAUGUAGUCCUCGUGUGCAUUUGUGCAAGGGGAAACAAAAGAGUCAUCCGGUACACCUACUGCGGGGCCGAAAAAAACGUUUCGAGAGUUUUGCUUUUCUUUGGGGCUUAGAGCGUGCUCCACGCAAACCGUAAGUGGAGGAGACAUCGUAUGUGCCGCCUAGUUACGGUGUUUCGUGCAUAUUUUGAGUGGGUUAGGUGCGUUGUUGAUGUGCGGCGUCGUACCCCUGUUGUGUUGUCAUGCUUGCGGGUUCGCAAGAGAGGAUCCUGGUUCGCGCAAAGGGUACCUCGUCGAAAACGGGGUUCCCCGCGCGUGACCCCUAUGCUUUGUAUAGGAAUAAGACUACCGGAAUCCCCACUCCCCGGAAGAUAUCAAAAAUAAGGACUAUCGAUACUUGACUACUGUAGGCAUGUUGCAGGGAUAUAAUACUGGUGUACCCUUGGGUGCGGGACGUUCGUUGUCUUGGCUAGUCUUGAUGUGUUACAUUUCUCGUCAACGCUAUUGUUGGUGGUGGUGUCGCUAGGUGCCGAGUGCUGGAUUUGAGAAUGAGGUCAUGUCCUCCCGCCACCCUCUCCGUUUUCCGGAUGAGCUUUGAGGUCGAUCGAUGUAGUCUGCCCGACGUUUGCCGCGUUCGCUUCAUGUAUCAGCCGGGGUUUGACAGGACAUUGUUAUUACAGUGUAGAAUGUCUCAGUGCUCCAGCGUGCCCGUAACUCACGAAUGGAUGGCUCUUCACCGCAAACCGCAACAACGAAGAAGAUGAUUCACUCCAGCGAGAGUGAAUCGAGCCUCGACCUG